GCGUCAGUGAACGUUACACAUGGCGGCUCCUGUCACUUUAAAAGUUCAACGUCCAAGAAGAAACUCUUGAACUUCAACAUGGAGCUGAAGGAGCUGGCUGUGAACGCGUUAGCUCUAAAUAAGAAAGCCGCUCUUCUCAUCGGCGGAGCCGGCGUUGCUGUUCUAGGAUUAAGUCUCGGAUAUAAAUACCUGCGAAAGCCAGAAAAAGUUGUUCGUGUAGGCGUCGUGUCGCAACUCCUCAUUCACCCGCUGAAGUCUGGCAGAGCGCUGUCUGUGGCGCUGGCGGAGUGCCUCAAAGUCGGCUUGAAGUUUGGAGAGCUGCAGGAUCGACACUGGCUGGUGGUCACAGAGGACGGUCACAUGGUGACGGGCAGACAGCAGCCUCGUCUGGUGCUGGUGUCUCUGACCUGCGAGGGCGGCCAUGUUUGUCUGAACGGCCCAAACACGGAGGAGCUGCGAUUCCCCGUCAGACAGGACGACAACCCCGUCAUCAACUGCAGAGUGUUUGGAGCGGACAUUCAGGGACGGGACUGCGGCGACGAAGUGUCCCGCUGGCUCACGGGUUGUCUGGGGGCGGAGAGAACCUUUCGCCUGGUGCACUUUGAACCUCAGAUGAGGGCGAGGAGGUCGAUGGAGAUAGAGCCUGAGUUCCCACAGUGCGAUGUGGCGUACUCCGAUGUCGGACCUGUGAUGCUGCUGUCCGAGUCCUCUGUGAAGGAUCUCAGCAGCAAGCUGGAGAAGGACGUCACGGUGGAGCGUUUCCGCCCGAACAUCGUCAUUAGUGACUGUGAAGCGUUCGAAGAGGAUUCGUGGGAAGAGAUCCAGAUUGGCAGCGUGAGACUGCAGCGCGUCAUGUCAUGCGGACGGUGUACUUUCACCACCGUUGACCCUGAAACGGGUAUAAUCACCAGGAAAGAGCCUCUGGAAACACUGAAAAGCUACCGUCGGUGCAAACCAUCGGAGCAGCACAUCUACAAGUCGGCUCCGCUGUUCGGACAGCUGCACACCGUGAAGCAGACGGGGAUCCUGCAGGUCGGAGACGUCGUCUACAAGAUCAGCCGCUGACCGCGGGAGUCAGAGAUGUCGUGUACACACUAAAUAUCCCGGUGUCGCAGAGACGAAUCCUCUUCAACAACAAUUAUCAACUUUAUGUUUUAUUGUCGUUCCAUUUGUCUGCAUCACUUUCUAACAACUGCAUAUUGAGUUCAUUGUUAUUAAAUCCUGAAAGUGCACUCUGAUAUUAAAGAGAGAAACUGAAGUAUGUUUAAUAUAAUACUUAGCGUGUAAUUAAACAGGCAGAGAAACUGCUGAGCAACCUCUGGUGUUAAAAAUAGCUUUUAAAUUAAAUGUUAGAUAAAACUUUAAUUGAAAUAAAUAAACUGUCUAAAACACUGUU
Cottoperca gobio is the source of this 1396-nucleotide messenger RNA. RefSeq names its product mitochondrial amidoxime reducing component 1 (gene marc1). The record is from RefSeq and is a predicted model, not a curated record. Bases 79 to 1065 code for a protein of 328 amino acids. Lineage: Eukaryota; Metazoa; Chordata; Actinopteri; Perciformes; Bovichtidae. Gene Ontology annotation, biological process: nitrate metabolic process. Gene Ontology annotation, cellular component: mitochondrial inner membrane. Gene Ontology annotation, molecular function: molybdopterin cofactor binding; nitrate reductase activity; pyridoxal phosphate binding. The transcript is spliced from 7 exons.